AGGAGCCGACGGGGCAAAACGUCGGUGUUUUCCACGGUCCGGUCUGGCAAGUAACCUUGAUCCUUUCGCGAGUCGUCGUACGUGACAGCCGUCCGUUCGGGUGGACCGGUUAGUGUCGAUCGAGACAUCGUCGAGGCAGCAGGCGGGUUCCCUGGCAGUUUUUUAUACGAGUUCCCGACACGUUCCCUGUGUGCGACAGGAUGAAAACGUUCGUCCACGUUCUUCUCGUUGCGGCGUGCUUUGUCGCGUGCGCACGCGGUUUCCCAAGUGGAUUCGAUUCGUCUGAGGAGGAGGAUUUCGACAGUGUGGGCUUCAACUUGGCUAUGCCUAACUUCUUUUCUGAUUCUUUUCGGGAUACCAUCAACGGGCUUAGGCAAAGACUCCUGAACUACUUCUGGAAUAUGCCCGACAUUACGGACAUCAAGAUUCCCGAUGGGGCGAACACGACAUCCACAACUAAGAUCAUCAACGGCCACGUGGUGACGAUCAACGAGACGACUUACACGAGCGGCGACGAGCUCGGCGGCACCGCAUUCCGCAUUCGUAUAGUCGACGUGAAGCCGCUGAACGACACCGAGACGAUCGAGGGAAAUACCGGCGAGCCGGCGGUGAGGCCGGAGUCGCCGGAGAGCCGUGAGACGGUCGAGGAUUUCAACAACGAGAUUUCGAAGAACACGGAAACGCUGACCGCCUAACAGGCGGUCGGCCCGCUCCGCGAGACACGCCGGCGAUCUUCGGCGGUGUCCGGGUGGAUUUCCGGGUGGAGAGGAAGAAACGACCUUUAUAACGUGGCUGUAGUAGAGUAACUUCGACGCCACACACCGCGGUGUGCGUCGCGUUAAAAUAUAAAGCAUUACUGUAAUAUAUACAUAUAUAUCUAUAAAGUUGUGUUUCUGUUAUUUCCUAUCGCUUCUCGAUAGUAUAUGUAUACGUUUACCUGCGUCUCUCCGGGAAAGAAAGAGGAGAUCGCCGUUGUCAAAAAGGAUAAACUGGAACAUUUGUAAAUACAUGAAUAACACAAAUAGAGAAGGUUAAUUAGUUUCAGUUAAUUGUGAUAAUUUGAUUUUAAUUAAUUGAUUGAAAGCUUUUAAGUCAUUGCGAAUCAGAUUAAAAUUCUCAGUUAUACGUGAAAUUAAAAUAGAUGAGAUUUAAAGCUCAAUGCGCAUUUACAUUUUUCAGCCGAAUAUUUUAUUCUGAAAAUAGUUGAAUUUUAUACGUAUUGCGACAUAUACGCUUUAUUAAAAGACACGUCCACCGGCGAUUGAUAUGGAAAUAAAAUGUUGUUGUGUGUGAUUUCUUGUAUUUUUUUUUCAGAUUAGUUACUUGGACCCCCUUCUAAUUUAUAUCUAAUAUUCGUACACGUUAAUAUGUAUAUCCAACAACAUUUCGAAAUGGCGUUAAAGAUUUUUAUAUAUUUUGUAAAUUAGCAGAAAUAAACAUAAAAGUGGUAUGCGUGCGAUAAUUAACCCGUAAUAUUUAAUAUAUGUCCAAUUUAUAUAUUUCCUGUAUGUAAUUCUCGCGUAUCUCGUUCUGCCUUACAUAUAUGAAUGCCGCAGCAAAAAAGGUGAAAGCAUCGAUACUCGGAGCCACACAGCUUCGUGUAUCAUUCACAUAUCACGCCGGUUUACUGGCUAACACACAGUCGUAUUUAUAUAUACAUAAAUAUGCAAGGCCAUUUUGUAAUAACUAAUUAUACCGCUCUAUCGUCAAGCGGAAUAUCUGCGCCAGUCCAGUUUGUCACGUUUCACGCGACCAAAUACGAAUAUGAAUAUAUAUAUAAAUUAUUGCUGUAUCGCAUUAGCAUCGCAGACAGCAUGCGUGUUUGAAAUCGGAACGUAAGACGAAUCUUAUGAUGUAGUGUCUAAAAGGCGGGUUACGUCCCGAUUUUGAAGUGCUGUCUGAGAUAAUGCUUUAUACGCUCGUGAAACGACGCGAAAAAACUUCCUGUGAAAGAUUGCACAAAGCUGAUAUUUAAUAAAUCUGUAAUUUCGUAUGCAUA
Molecule: messenger RNA, 1999 nt
Organism: Wasmannia auropunctata (little fire ant)
Lineage: Eukaryota; Metazoa; Arthropoda; Insecta; Hymenoptera; Formicidae
Gene: vir-1
Product: icarapin-like
Exons: 4
Coding region: 201-695 (164 amino acids)
Source: RefSeq, a predicted model, not a curated record